Penicillium daleae is the source of this 879-nucleotide messenger RNA. RefSeq names its product short-chain dehydrogenase. Gene Ontology annotation, molecular function: oxidoreductase activity, acting on NAD(P)H, oxygen as acceptor. Gene Ontology annotation, cellular component: intracellular anatomical structure. The coding region runs from base 1 to 879 and encodes 292 amino acids. The transcript is spliced from 3 exons. NCBI's taxonomy places the organism in Eukaryota, Fungi, Ascomycota, Eurotiomycetes, Eurotiales, Aspergillaceae. The record is from RefSeq and is a predicted model, not a curated record.
AUGAGCGGCAGAAGUGACUGCAACGUCCACGCCUUGGAGUUUCGCGAGGCCAAGCCCUCCCAAGGCGAUGCCUCACGGCCAAUUGCAGAUUUGUUUCGCUUGGAUAACCGAUCGAUCAUAAUCACUGGUGCAAAUGGCUUUUUGGGAACUACACUCGCAAUCGCAAUCUUCGAGAGCGGCGCCGAUGUCGUUUGCCUGGAUCUGCCAGCGUCUCCUAACGCUUCGAACUGGGGCGAAGUUGAAGCAGCUGCGAAGAAAUACGAGCUCCAGCUCUCAUACUACUCCCUCGACAUUACCGAUGAGAACGCCGUGCAAGACAUCUUCGCAGAAUUUAUGCCAACUUUACGCUACCCUCUCAAGGGCCUAGUCUCCUGUGCUGGUCUGUCGCGAAACGGACCCUCCACCGAGUUCCCCGCCUCUUCUUUCCGCCGCGUCAUGGAUAUCAACGUUACCGGCACAUUCCUCAUCGCACAAGCGGUUGCCAGAGAGUUGGUCAAGUCCAACACCACUGGAAGCAUGGUGCUAGUCGCCAGCAUGAGUGGAUAUGUCUCCAAUAAGGGCGUCGACACCGCCGGAUACAAUGCCUCCAAGGCUGCUGUUCACCAGCUUACUCGCUCAUUGGCUGCCGAAUGGGGCUCGCGUGUCGGAAUGCCACUUAUUCGAGUCAACUCUUUGUCUCCUGGCUACAUCCGCACUGCGGCAACGGCCGAGGCACUUCAGAAGCCUGGCAUGGAGUCUCAGUGGACUGGUGAUAAUAUGCUGUUCCGCCUUAGUACGGUGGACGAAUUCCGUGCCCCGGUCUUGUACAUGCUUGGAGAUGGCAGUAGCUUCAUGACCGGUACAGAUCUACGUGUUGAUGGCGGCCAUUGUUCCUGGUAG